UCUUUUGUACCAAUUUUGCGAUGUUUAUUUUUUAUCAUUUUCAUUAUUUCACCGAAGCAUUUUUAAUUAUCAUAUCUACUUUGUCUGUUGUUAUUGGUUUAAUUUUUAUAUACACGAUUCAAAAAGUUGUUGAGGAUUUCAAGUUUUGCAAUUAUUACCCAAGCCCCUAUUUUAUAUCAGCUUUAAAAUUUGCGGCUGGUUCUGCUUUAUGCAUCUUCCUUUAUAUGUUACUCUAUUUUAAAUCGUACACAAUUCAAAACUUAACACCACGAUUAGCAUAUUUAGCGCUUCUUAAAAAUAUAGCUUUCAUUCUCCCAAUGAUAUUAAUACUGAUGUAUCAAUGUUACACCUCGUCAAAACCAAAGAAAAAACAGUCAUGUUUAGCAAAAAUGACUGAAGCCGUUUCCCCUUCAAAAGCUUGGGGGCCUUUGGAUGUCUUGGCAAAAAAAGCUCGGAAAAAAUAUUACUCCAAAAGAGAUGAAAUUUACCACCAAACCAAGCUCACUAAAUGCGCCCAUAAUUGUUUAUUACACGAGAACAGUUUAGAAGAAAUAAAUCAUUACGGAACCAUCAAUUUGGAAAAGUUACAAACCAAAAUUGAAUCGCAAAAAGCUACAGAAGAAACAGAGAUGAUUUUAAGGGAAAUUCAACAAUUUACUAAAGCUAAACAUGUAGAGAAAUGAAAUCAUAAAAAAGU
This is a messenger RNA of Onthophagus taurus, 697 nucleotides long. RefSeq names its product sodium- and chloride-dependent glycine transporter 1-like. Gene Ontology annotation, biological process: sodium ion transmembrane transport; nitrogen compound transport; amino acid transport. Gene Ontology annotation, cellular component: plasma membrane. Lineage: Eukaryota; Metazoa; Arthropoda; Insecta; Coleoptera; Scarabaeidae. The record is from RefSeq and is a predicted model, not a curated record.